Rhodofomes roseus is the source of this 1787-nucleotide messenger RNA. RefSeq lists its product as uncharacterized. Gene Ontology annotation, biological process: DNA-templated transcription; regulation of DNA-templated transcription. Gene Ontology annotation, cellular component: nucleus. The transcript is spliced from 5 exons. NCBI's taxonomy places the organism in Eukaryota, Fungi, Basidiomycota, Agaricomycetes, Polyporales, Fomitopsidaceae. Gene Ontology annotation, molecular function: DNA binding; DNA-binding transcription factor activity, RNA polymerase II-specific; zinc ion binding. The record is from RefSeq and is a predicted model, not a curated record. The annotation marks the transcript as partial.
CGUUGCGAUGGAGCACACCCUGCAUGUGGCCAAUGUACAAAAGCUGGUCGUGCCAUCGACUGCGAAUAUUCGGACGGCAAAGGCCCGACGGCCAGUCAAAUACUUGAGGAGCAAGUAUCGCAGCUGCAAUUACGCGUUGCCGAGCUCGAGAGUGUUAAUGCGGCACCUCUCACCCUGUUUGACCCCUAUGAGUCCUUCCGUAGGUCCCAAGGCGGCGGGGCGCUGCCUUCACAGCAACGCAAUCAGACACUGCACACUCUGUUGCGCACUUUCUUUCAUCAUUCCUCGGCAUUUGGAUUUUUUCUGCACAUUCCGCGCUUCCUCCAACAGGUUGCUUCUCCUCCAGGCACAGGCUAUCCUAACCACGUUACUCUUCUCCUGAACGCUAUCUACCUCGCGGGGGCGCAGGCUACCACGGAUGCGCAGUUGCGCGCGGGACAAUCGAGCUAUCUCGCCACUGUGCUCAACCUCCUCACGCCUGCACUUUCCGGAAGCGCCGACAAUGCGGCGAUCAUGUACGUUCUUCAGACCGAGAUCAUCCUGACAUACUAUUUCCUCGACAACAACCGAGGCAUGGAGGGCACCUAUCACUGGCGCGCAGCUACAUCCAUCGCCUUCGCCUGCAAGCUGCACCGCAUUCGGAGCUCGCGGUCUUCGUCUGGCAACCCCGCGGGCGGCGCUCAGUACCAACUCGGUCCUCCUGUGGAUAGCCUCGAAGAGGGUGAACGCAUCAACGCCUUCUGGCAAGUGCUCAUCCUCGACAAAUGUCUGAGCGUAGCGCUCUCGUCGCCUUCCGCCUUCACGGAGGACGAGGCCAAGGGCACGGUCAUCGACUCUCCUUGGCCGAUGGACGUCAGUGUAUACUUAACCAAUCCCCUGCCUCCUGGCGCACGUGGCAUGCGUACCAUACAAACGUACAUGCAAUCAAUGGGAUCUCCCAACCGAGAUCGGCACUACAUUGCUAUGCAGGUCAAGGCGUCAAUUCUAUAUGCCUAUGCCAGCGACCUUGCGAAGACGUAUAACCCUAAUGAUCACGCUUCAGUGUCGCGCUUCACCUACCUCGAUCGGGGGAUCGACCAGUUGGCGCGCGACCUACCUCCAAUCGCGAGGGCGGAACCCUCACGGCCUGAUAUCCUCCGCACGCUGCUCACCAUUCACCUAAGCGUCUACUGUGCUACGCUACAACUCAACACGCCCAUAGACAUGGCGGGAGUGAUGUAUCAAGGGAAGUCCUGGACGACGGCACUCAAUGCCGUCACGGUGCUGCAACAAGCCAACCUCGGCGCUAUCAAGUUCAUGGAACCAGGGGCAGCAUAUCUUCUCACUAUCGUUGCGGACAUCAUCGUACGCGGCAUCAUGACUCUUGGAGCCCAGAAUGUGAUCGACGCGUCGAAUCAGGCCGCUUUACUGGCCCCACUCAGCCAAAUUCUGUCUGCCAUGGAGUGGUGGGGCCGUACUUCGCCUGUCUUCCGUAUGUUUUCCGCUGCGAUGUAUCACGCAUAAACUGACCUCUCUUUAGAACAACAGCGCGCAAUCGUUCAAACUUUGCUCAUCCAGAUCUGAUGCAUAACCUGCAUGACCACCAUCCUCAACUGACAUCUCUCCUCUUGCUCGUGUAUUCGAAGGUCCUCCUAUUUAUUCACCGUCAUGUUACCUAAAUCAUUGCAAUGCUCGCUACUGCAAGUAGCGGCGAACUUGGACGCUGAAUGGUUUUGUCGACGCUGUAUUUGUAUGACAUGAUGUUGCACUUGUUAUUUAUUGUAUCCGAGUCUUCGAGACCGAAGAGC